Messenger RNA from Patiria miniata (bat star), 3589 nucleotides. RefSeq lists its product as uncharacterized. Bases 1 to 3564 code for a protein of 1187 amino acids. The transcript is spliced from 7 exons. The record is from RefSeq and is a predicted model, not a curated record. Gene Ontology annotation, biological process: positive regulation of DNA-templated transcription. Lineage: Eukaryota; Metazoa; Echinodermata; Asteroidea; Valvatida; Asterinidae. Gene Ontology annotation, cellular component: chromatin; nucleoplasm. Gene Ontology annotation, molecular function: ubiquitin-protein transferase activity; zinc ion binding; protein binding.
AUGGCUACUGCGGCAUCUGUAGGCUCUGCAUUUGAGAAGAUCGGCAUUCAUCUUGAGUGCAGCAUCUGCACAGAAAAAUACAAGAACCCAAAGGAGACGGUUCUUCCCCAGUCUGGCAUCCAGGGCCUCAAGACCAACUUCCGUUUGGUUGGUCUGAUUGAAGAAUUUGAAUUACAGGAGAAGGUAGCAUGCUCAGGAGACUCGAAGUUUCUCUGUGAGACAUGCGACGAGGAUAACGAGGCUUUGCAUCACUGUCUCGACUGCGGAAUGAAUAUCUGUACCACCUGCCGCAAGACACACUUACGAUUCCCGGUGUCGGCAAACCAUGCAGUAGCAACUUUGGAUGACAUUCGUCAGGGGAAGGACACUAUUGAAGCUAAGAAGAUAGCCAAGAGCAACAUUGCGAAGGCUCGAAAGGGGGUGCAGGGCAGAGCUGCUGAGGUCAUAGCGGAGGUCAAAUCUGAAGAGAAAAGACUUCUUGAUGAAAUCACUACCUCCAAAGAAGAACAAAUUAGGGGACUGUAUCCCCACAAACUUUGGUACCUGAGGUUCAAGAAGAGUCAGACAGCUGGUGUAAUCGAUCUGGGCGAGGUGGAGCACGAAGGGGACAAGUGGCAACUGCAUCAUGAAUUCGGCAAGCGGGGGAGUGGUGAAGGGGAGUUUAAAGGAGCCAGAGGCAUUGCUGCUGCUGCUGAACCUGGCGAGAUCGCAGUGACUGACGGCAAGAACAAGCGAGUGGUAAUCUACAACAACCAGGGACAAGCCAAGAACACCAUUCUGACAGUUGCAAAUGAUGUCGUUGCUUUAUCGCAUCAGUGGGUGUGUGCUCAUCCCGAGAAGAUAAUGGUUUACCAUAGGGACACAACGCACAAAUGUGAUUUCCACACUGUGCCAGAUGAUGAGGUUGGCAAGACAGACGUGCUUCUUGUGAGCGUAGCUGUCAAGCCCAAUGGUAACAUCAUGGUCGGUGAUAAGAAGAUGAAGGCGUUGAUUGAGCUCAAUCUCAGAAAUGGUGCUAUCCUACAUACCAUGCCAUUGAAGAUACGACCUGACUUCUUGGCUGUAAUGAGCAAUGGAUGGAUUGUGGUCAGUGACUGGGAGCAGGGACAAGUGGAGAUAGUGGAUGUGUCUGGUGGCAACCCUGUUACAGUCGCCACAAUAAAACCAACCAUCGGCGGUAAACCGGUGAAAUCAUGCAGGGGUGUAUGCAGCAACAGCUCGGGUAUCUACUUUGCAGCGAUUACAGGCAAAGUCAACACCGGUCACAUUCACCACCAUGGUCGUGCUGGUCAGUUUAUCAGCUGUGUGGCCCAGGGUCUUUACGACCCCUAUGGUAUUACAAUCACAGCGGACGGGCAGCAGAUGGCAGUGGCUGACCUGUACUCAUGUCCCAAGAUCAUCUGCAGUCGCGGCGCCACUGUUCUCCAUCAGGGUCUUCACCAUAGAUUUGUACGGGCGCCCACGGUUCAUCCUCCCGUGGGUUGGUUCCGCGAUGAUGACUGUGCUAGCAGGCAGCUCUGGGUGUCACAGGCAGUGCCCUGCCAGCAGUCGCAUCCGUCUUCCUGCUAUCUUGUUGUUCAACUUAGGGAGGUCACCAUAGAGUUGCUUGUUGGUUACUCUCUGCGUCCAGUCGACAUUGAAGGCCAUCCAGAGCAUCCGGGUGUAGCAGCCAUCAAGAGACUUGGCCAUGAUUCAAUUGGCGCUCAUCUUGAGUGCAGCAUCUGCACAGAUAAAUACAAGCAGCCGAAAGUACUGAACUGCCUCCAUAGCUUUUGUGAGGAGUGUCUUGUAAAAUACCGUGAUGGCACACACCGAGGAGCACCACAAAUCCCUUGCCCUGUGUGUUGUCAGGAGACGGUACUUCCACAGUCUGGCAUCCAGGGCCUCAAGACCAACUUUCAUUUAGUUGGUAUGAUUGAGGAAUUUGAAUUACAGGAGAAGGUAGCAUGCUCAAGAGACUCGAAGCUUCUCUGUGAGACAUGCGACGAGGAAAACGAGGCUUUGCAUCACUGUCUCGACUGCGGAAUGAAUAUCUGUACCACCUGCCGCAGGACACAUUUACGGUUCCCGGUGUCGGCAAACCAUGCAGUAGAGACGUUGAAUGACAUUCGCCAGGGGAAGGUGAACGUGACUAAAAAACCGGACCAGUCCAAAUGUCACAAACACAAGGAGGGUGUCACACAAUUCUAUUGCAAGACAUGCGACGAGCUGAUCUGCCAAGUAUGCACUGUCUUAGAUCAUUCUAAACCCGAUCACGACAUAAUCGACAUCGCAAAAGCUUCAAAAGGAUUCAGACAGUCACUGAGGAAAGGCUUUUCUGCUUUUGAAGAAGACAUUAAGGGCCUUGAAGUAUCCCUACAGGGUGUGGCUUCAUCUAAGAAACUUUUGAACGACAACACGGUAACGGCUCGAAAGAGGGUGCAAGGCAGAGCUGCUGAUGUAAUAGCAAAGGUCAAAGCUGAAGAGAAACAACUCCUCGAUGAGAUCACUACGCAGGAAAAGGAACAACACAAGCGACUGGACGAGCACAAGAAGACACUAAGCUCCCUACUACAUAGAAAGAAACAUUGCCUACAGACCAGCCAAGAAGUAACGAAAAAUGCAUCAGAUUCCCACUUCCUUUCCCUCCAUCCCGUGAUCAGCACAGACAUGGACAAGCUCAGAGGUCAACCAACUCCCACGAUGGCAGGGUUGAAGUUGCAUCCCGUGUUCGUUAAGAGCAAGAACCUUGACAUCGAUCUGGGCAAGGUGAUGGUGGAAGACACAUGGGAGCAGCUUCAGUGCUUUGGAAAGCAGGGGAGUGGUGAAGGGGAGUUUGAAUCAGCCAGUGGCAUUGCUGCUGCUGCUGACCCUGACGAGAUUGCUGUGGCUGACUGGAAGAACAAGCGAGUGGUAAUCUGCAACAGCCAGGGGCCUACUAAGAAAUACCUUCCGAUAAACGCAAAUGACGUUGUUGCUGUAUCGAAUCAGUGGGUGUGUGCAAACCCCGGCAAGAUGAUGGUUUACGAUAGGGACACCACGCACAAGUUUGAUUUCCGCACAGUACCAGAUGAUGAGGUUGGCAAGACAGCCGUGCGGCUCGCGAGCAUGGCUGUCAUGCCCAACGGUAACAUCAUAGCGGGCGAUAAGGAGAGGAAGGUGUUGACUGUGCACAAUCCCAGAAAUGGUGAGAUCCUACACACCAUGCCAGUGAAGAUAAAACCUGACUUCUUGGCUGUACUGAGCAAUGGUUGGAUUGUGAUCAGUGACUCGAAGCAGGGACUAGUGGAGAUAGUGGAGGUUUCUAAUGGCAACGCUGUGACUGUUACCAGAAUCCAGCCAACCAUCGACGGUAAACCGGUGAAAAACUGCCAGGGUGUAUGCAGCAACAGCUCGGGUAUCUACCUUGCAAUGGACACAGGGUACGUCAACACCGGUCACAUACACCACUAUAACUGUGCAGGUCAGUUUGUCAGCUGCGUGGCCCAGGGUUUGUACAACCCCUGUGGAAUCACAUUCACAGAAGACGGGCAGCAGCUGGCAGUGGCUGACCUGUACUCAGUAAAGAUAUAUCACAAGGUGUGAUGCCAACGAUGUCAUCCAGCAUAAA